Nicrophorus vespilloides is the source of this 1835-nucleotide messenger RNA. RefSeq lists its product as uncharacterized. Bases 262 to 1266 code for a protein of 334 amino acids. The transcript has 6 exons. The record is from RefSeq and is a predicted model, not a curated record. NCBI's taxonomy places the organism in Eukaryota, Metazoa, Arthropoda, Insecta, Coleoptera, Silphidae.
AGCCGAGAGAGGCUCGCAGGUCGUUGUUUCGUUCAGUCAGUGUGUGGUGUUCUGCUGCCUCCUGCUGAGAACAGAGGCGAUCGUUCGCGACUUUCCUGCAAACGCAUUUAGAAACGAACCACGUUUACGCGAAGACAAUAAUGAUGUGCAGAGUGGGACAGUAGAAUCCUGAACUUUCUGAAGUGCUACUACUAUCUAGUAGUACCUUUGAUCUGGUGCGUUUGGUAGGAGGAGUUCCGAAGAAAGAUACAGUGGACAACGAUGACUUUUCACUCGAAAUGCAACAGGAGCAAGAUCUCUUUGCACAGCCUAGAAGCAGGCGGCAACAUGAAGCCGGCCUGGUAUGUUAAAAUGCCUAGAGAGGCGUCCGAUGAGGGACUGACGGACGGCAGCAAGGUGAGGUGUCCGGCGGCCGUCUCCCGCCUCCGGGUGGAGAAGAUCGACGGCGGCCUGAUGGUGGCGGGCGUCGUCGUCACAGCCAGCUGCCAGAUCAUCUUACCGAUCUUCGGUUUCCUUUUCCUACUCAUCGGUUGCGUUCUAACAGCUGCUUCGUAUCGGGGACCGGGUGAGAACGAGUUACCAGAUCACUAUGCAGAAAGGAUCGCAUUUACGGGCAACUCGAGGAUCCUGGGGCCGGCCUGCAUCGUGGUCGGUUUCAUCAUGCUCUUCGCCGGAGUCGUCCUCUACAUCCUGACGAGGAGGGCGAGACAAAGGGAACAGACCGUCGGAUUCCAUUGUCCGCUGCACGGCGACUUCUAUCCACUAAGCCCUGUGACCAGCUCAAAAACAGUCGCUGCCAUAGAGAAUGGGAAUAAGAGUUCGCUGUUCUGCUGGACGCGGCGAAGAGGACCCGGAGCCAUCGCCGUCGGCCCUCCGCAGUGUCCGCACAGUCAGGUGUCCAGCACCAGGAGCUCUUUGGCCAGUUCACCUCACAGCCAGUGUCCCACGCCGCUGCCUUUCCUCGUCAAUUCCGUUUCAUUUGGUGGCAUGGUACCAUCGGUAGCGCAGCUAUCGCCAGAUCAAACGUUCGGCUCAAUCAGGUCUUUGGCUGUUAGCAGAGAGGUGGCGAGUUUCCCCCUUUCCAGGACGCCGACGCCGCCCCCGACUGCCUACGAGAGUUUAGUAAAUCGAAAUCUAGUCCAGGUUCCGGACGAGGAGAAGCUGUUCAGUCCGGACAAAGAAGAAGCAAUCAUUAAUACUAGGAGCGGCGGCGGAGGCCCGAGGAAGUCCGUCUCGAUCGUUCUACCCACGGAAAUCACAGGAUGAUGAUAAAGAUGAAGAGAUGCGCGCAUAUUCAAAGAGCACGCUCUGCACGGUUACUGAAGUCUCAAAGAGUGGAAGAAACGAAAUCACGGCAACUAUAUAAAACCAGGACCAAAACUAAUUUUGUGUGCAUCGACGAGGCGCAGUAGCAUAGAAGAUAAAAAGAACAAUCAUUAGUGCAAGGAGAGAAACAAAAAAAAAUUGGAAGUUUAAAUUUGUUAAUUAGGGACUUAAUUAAUUUGACGGAAACAUCACGCGCGCGGCGUUGUUCGAUUUAAGGGAUUUUCUUUGAUUUUUUAUUCAAAAAUCAUUUUCCGAUUCUUUUUGUUUAUUACCGUCGAUCAUUUGACGGGACACGAGGUGAGAUAUUCGUUUCCGCGUUGGGAGAAGAGAAGAGUGGUUGUGAUCGAAUGAUAUUUUAGAUUUAUUGUUAGGAUUUUAUUAUUACUUUGUUUCUUUUCAUUUAGAAGACUGAUCUUAGGAGUUCUCCCAUGCACACCUACCUAUACACAUCUUACCAGAUAUAUACAUUAACACAUUCACAGAACCAAACGUCGUUCGAACAUAAUUUA